AUGGCUGCGAAGAAUGUUUUGCGCAGAGCAAUGCUCUAUGUGCCGGGCUCUUCUCAGAGGUUCAUCGAUAAGUCCCGCUUGCUCAGCGUCGACUGCGUGGCGUACGACCUCGAGGACAGCGUGACGCCCAACCGAAAAGUCGAGGCGCGGGCGCUAGUCCGCAAAGCUCUAGACCAAGAGGCGCCCAGCGGAGUGAAAGAGCGGGCAGUGCGCAUCAACAGCGUGAGCUCGGGGCUCGCGCUGGCGGAUAUUGAAGAGUUGGCCAAGUCCAAGAACCUGACGACGCUGGUGGUGCCGAAAGUCGACAGUGCGAGCGAUCUAACGUUCAUCAGCGACGUGCUGGCACACACCAGGUCGAAGGAGUACAGCGGCACACCGGUCGGGGUGAUUGCGCUGAUCGAGUCGGCGCGAUCGCUGUCGAACCUGCCCGAGAUAUGCCGGGCGGCGCCACAUCUGCUGCAGGGCCUGACAUUCGCGGCCGAGGACUUUGCGCUCGACAUGAGCAUCACGCGCACGCCCAGUCUGAGCGAGUUUCUGUAUGCGCGGCAGGUGAUCGCCACCACCGCACGCGCCUACAAUCUGCCCAACAUCAUCGACCUGGUCACGACGGCGUUCAAGUCCGAGGCCGACCAGGAGACCCUCGUCCGCGAAUGCGAGCAGGGCAAGAGUAUGGGGUACAAUGGCAAGCAGUGCAUCCAUCCCAGCCAGGUCGACACGGUCCAAAACAUCUUCAGCCCCAGCCAGAAGGAAGUCGAGUGGGCCGUCAGAAUCACCAUUGCACAGAAACGCGCCGAGGAACAGGGCAAGGGCGCCUGGGCCUUGGACGGCAAAAUGAUCGACGCCCCGGUCGAGGGCAAGGCGCGGGCCAUUGUCGCAAAGGCCGAGCUUUGUGGCCUAGAUGUGGCCAGUCUGAAAGAUAGAUAUAAAGACCAGCAGCCUGAAUGA
Capronia epimyces CBS 606.96 is the source of this 945-nucleotide messenger RNA. RefSeq names its product citrate lyase subunit beta-like protein. The record is from RefSeq and is a predicted model, not a curated record. NCBI's taxonomy places the organism in Eukaryota, Fungi, Ascomycota, Eurotiomycetes, Chaetothyriales, Herpotrichiellaceae. Gene Ontology annotation, molecular function: catalytic activity; magnesium ion binding. The transcript has 2 exons. The coding region runs from base 1 to 945 and encodes 314 amino acids. Gene Ontology annotation, biological process: oxaloacetate metabolic process.